Molecule: messenger RNA, 2337 nt
Organism: Scylla paramamosain (green mud crab)
Lineage: Eukaryota; Metazoa; Arthropoda; Malacostraca; Decapoda; Portunidae
Exons: 11
Coding region: 289-1953 (554 amino acids)
Molecular function (GO): palmitoyltransferase activity; protein binding
Source: RefSeq, a predicted model, not a curated record
GUCGUGAUUGUUGAGUGGCGGUGGCCUGGUACUCACAGUGGGCGGCGGCGCGGCUGUUGUGUUGACAUUCUCAGCCUCACGCGGCGGCCCUUGCCUCAGGUUCCGGUCAGCAGAUAAGCAUCAGUAAAACGCUUCCGGCGGGAGUUUUAGAGUCUCACAGGAGGUUAGUAAGUGGUAGAAGACCCUACCCUCGUGCUGAAGAACCUGUCACCCGAGGGAAGGUAGCAGCAGUAAUUUGGAAGUACUCUUGGCCUAUGAUUCUUGAGUCCAUAAUAUCAAAAGAAAAAAAUGGCAGCAAUGACAGCAAGCGUACUCAACAACUUUGCGGACUUGGUGAUGUCGCUGCCAAUGCCUUCCUUAGAGGCAACCAUAAAACAAAAUCCAGCCGUCAUUGAUACAACAGGAUAUGAUGGGAGAACAGCUCUUCAAAAAGCUGUGAUGGUUGGGAACCUGCCUGUUGUGAGGCUGCUGCUACAGUAUGGAAGUGAUCCAAAUGUCAGGGCACAAUCAGGAGAGACAGCUGUGCAUGUAGCCUGCUGUAGAGGUCUGCUAAACAUGGUUGUGGUGCUGCUGAAGCAUGGAGGUGAUCCCAUGGUGACCGAUGGUGCUGGGAGGGUCGCCAUCCACUGCGCUGCUAUUGCUGGUUCCCCAUUGUUGGUGCAGUACUUGGCAGAGGUGUGUGAAGUCAAUCUUGAAGCUGAAGAUGCCCAUGGCUGCACUCCUCUCCACAUAGCUGCCUCCUGCGGACACCUCUCACUAGUGGAAUACCUCGUCAAGACUAAAAAAGUAAACAGAACCAAGGUGGAUUCUGAAGGCAAUACAGUGCUGCAUUCUGGUGCUGCUGGAGGAGUGUCUGGGGUAUGCUGGGCAUUGGUGUAUCCUGGAGCUGAGCAUCUCCUCACCACCUCCAAUGCAGCUGGCCUCACCCCAGCCCAGGUGGCGCAUGCAUCCAUCUCUGUCUCUCCUGACUGCCGGCGGUGGAUUGAUAGGUGGACUAGACAGUAUGAGCAAAGUAAAGCACUAGAGUCUCCAUGCUGGCCUUGGUUAAUCCAGCUCUUCACGCCAUUCACAAUAUUCUAUACAGGAAUUCUUCUGUGUGUUUUUAUGCUGCCUCACCACCAGUGGAUGACAGGACUACCAGUAUUCCUAGUGGCCCUCACUGUAAUGGCCCGCCAGCAUCACCGACUCAAGCAUCCCAUCAGGUGGCCCAAUCCUAUAUACUUGGGAGCCUAUGGGGGUGGCCUCUUUUCCACACUGGUUUGUUACACAGUUCAUAUCAAAGCCCACCAGCAUGAGCCCCUCUUGGUGUCCUUCACCAUGUGGACCCUGAUGUUCAUCCAUAUGUUCAUUUUCUACAGAUUAGUCACAGGUGAUCCUGGCAUUGUUCGAGCAGAGGGACCUCUCCAGGAGGUGCUGAGAGGGGUUGGUGAGGGCAUUGUGAAGGGAUACUGUUCAGACUGCCAGCUGGCAUCACCUCCCUUGGCCCAUCACUGCCGCCUCUGUGUUGCAUGCCACCAUCAGACUGACCACCACUGCUUAUUCCUCAACACCUGCAUUGCAGCCAACAAUCACUGGUACUUUGUGGUGUUCAUCAUGACAAAUAUCUUCCUUAUGACUGGGUUCCUGAGUGGUGCAUACAGAGCCCAAGUGAUGCAAGGAGUACAAGGGGACUGGGUUGAUCAGUUCACAGCACACAUUGUGUACUUGCUGAAUGAGGAUAUAUGGACUGCCCUCAUGGUAAUAUGCAAUGGAGCUUCUCUAAUAUGGGCAUUUUACCUCCUAAAUGGCCAGUUUCAAGUGGUGGGCUCUCAGCAAACAACACUGUGCCGUCUUAAACUAGGCAAUCCUGUCAGCAAACCAACCUUAGGCGAGAAGGUGAAGAACUUUUGGACCUUUCUGCUUAGGGGCAGAGUCCCCCUUAGCAGUCAGGCUCACUACUUUAAUACAGUGUAGUAAUAUUCAUCACACUUCAUGGGAGAUGGAGUUGACAUGUUUGUUUCUUAUGAGAAGAGACACUCUUAGUAUUAGAAAUAUUAGUUUUAAUUUCAAAUAUUACUGUGACAGUGCAUUUAUCAUAUUUUUGUACAUUAAGAACUUUUAACAUUGUGUUAUUUAGAUUUCUCACAGUUUCUGUUAUAUCUCUAAAUUAAUGUGGAUCCAUUAUGAUUACAGAUCUAUUGGUCUGUAUUUUAUGCAGAUAGAGGUAAAAACUGAUCACACCAGUUCUUAACAUAAAAUGAAGUGCAUGAGUUAUAUUACAGGUUGCAAGAAUGCAUUGUUUCAUAGAAAAGUGUGUACAUUACAUUUAAGUGUGUCAAUAAACACCCAGCAAAAGAA